Aphis gossypii (cotton aphid) is the source of this 2489-nucleotide messenger RNA. RefSeq names its product inositol polyphosphate 5-phosphatase K-like. The record is from RefSeq and is a predicted model, not a curated record. Gene Ontology annotation, biological process: phosphatidylinositol dephosphorylation. Bases 672 to 2069 code for a protein of 465 amino acids. Gene Ontology annotation, molecular function: phosphatidylinositol-4,5-bisphosphate 5-phosphatase activity. Gene Ontology annotation, cellular component: ruffle; cytoplasm; plasma membrane. Lineage: Eukaryota; Metazoa; Arthropoda; Insecta; Hemiptera; Aphididae. The transcript has 9 exons.
CUGCUCCCAGAACUAGCGUCGAGCACCGUAACGUAAACAACUCCUUCCGCGUUAAUAAUAAUAUUAUCCAAUCUCCAAUGUCGCGAUCGUAUUAAUACGCACAACGCACUAAAAUCUUCCCCACCUACGACGGCGGAUACCGAGACAAAAAAAAAUGAUAAACCACGACGACAUUGGAUUUGCAGCGAAUUACCGCCACCGCCGUAACAAUAAUCGUUGUCGUCCUGCAAGUCCUAUUACUAUUACUACUACUACUACUACUACUACUACUACUACUACUAUUGCUACGUUUACUGAAACCACUACUCGUAGUAGUCUUACUAGUUAUACCACUCACACGACGACCACUGGCUCGCGAUAGUAGUCAAAUGUACGCGGUCCGAGGACGUUCAGUCUACGGCACACUACGCUCCGUUCUUAUCAUCGUCGUCGACGCGACAAGUGCUGACGCGUAACAUUCGAAGACGAGUGGUGUCAGAUCGCGUUUGAUCUUCACGACCGGUUUCUCGUUUCCGUCAGACCAUGUACUGCACUUGUCCGUCCGCUGUCACUGCGUCUGUGCUGCACUCCGCAGACCAAGAGCGUCGGUGUCACGCUUGAAGACCGUCCGUCCGCGAGGGCACGAGGCCGUCGGUUUAAGUCGGACAGUCCAUUCUCAUGGACUAUCGAAAAUGGGCGAUUUAACAUUCUACACCGUAACUUACAACGUUGCCACUAGAUCUCCAAAACAACCUCUAGAAGAUUUAUUGCAAUGGAACGGUCGCACCGAAUACCAACUACCAGAUUUUUGUUUAUUUGGAUUUCAAGAAAUCAAGGCUCAACCUCAAAACUUAUUACUUGAUUCAAUAUUUGAUGAUCCAUGGACAGCAGCUCUUAGGGAUGUUUUAAGCGGCUACAAUUAUGUAAAAAUACGUACUGUAAAAAUGGUUGGAUUGCUGUUAAAUGUAUUUUGUAAACGAAAACAUGUACCUCUUUUAAAAGAAAUGGAAUCUUCAGAAACACGAACUGGACUUUUGGGUCUUUGGGGAAAUAAAGGUGCUGUUAGUUUUAGUUUUAAAAUUUACGGAGCAACAAUAUGCUGUGUUAACUGUCAUUUUGCUGCACAUGAAGAGUAUUUAAAACAUAGAAUAAAUGAUUUUCACACAAUUAUUGAGAGUCAACAAUUUGGUUCAUCAAAAAAAACCAUUUUAAAUCAUGACUAUGUUUUUUGGUUUGGUGAUUUAAACUUUCGUUUAGACCAUAGUAAAUUGAAGUCAGCUGAAGAAAUUGCUAGUCAAGUUAAUAAUGUAAAUUCAUCACUAAGAAAUGCAGUAACAUUAACUAAUAUCUGGGUACAAGAUGAGUUGAGUUCAGUAAUGCAAAAAUCAAAAGCUUUUCAAGGAUUUUUUGAACCUUUGCCAAUGUUUCCACCAACCUAUCGAUAUAUUUUUGGUUCCAGCAGUUAUGAUCUCAAGAGAAGACCAGCAUGGACAGAUCGCAUUUUAUACAAAACUAUAGAUCCAUCAAAUGAAAAAUAUAUAUUAGAGGUGUUAUCGUACAAGUUUAUUGAGUCAAUAAAAUUAAGUGACCAUAGACCAGUUUAUAGUGAAACUAGUGUUCAAAUAUGUAGUGAAGAAAAUUUCAACGAUGUUGACCAACCUGUAAUUUUUCAACCAAUAAACACAUGGCAAUUAGAAACAGAAAAUGAAAUCAAUUUGCAAAUAAAAGAAUACAUUCCUUGGGCUAACGAUUGGAUUGGUGUAUUCAACGAGAAAUAUACUAGUCUUGAUGACUAUUUAUCGUAUGUGUAUUUACCUCUAGAGACCAUUGAACGCGAAGAAACAAACAAUGAGUAUAGACGAUUUGAUAACAUGACAUCUAUGUGUAGGGUAAAAUUCCUUCCUGAAGUAUUUUCAGAUGGUUCUAAAAGAGUGUGUUUGAAAUUUUCUGAAACAAUGGUGCUAAAUCCGGGCAGUUAUAGACUAAUCUAUUUUAGUAGCGUUAAUAAUUCAGUACUCGCAGUAUCAAAUCCAUUUAUUGCUACCAAACAAACAUGUGCGUUAAAUACAUCUCAUGAAUUUGGUUGGUAGAGUUUUGAUAUUUCCCUAUUAUUGUCGUACCAUAAAAUUUUUAUCUAUUUAAUUAGAGGGGGAAUUAUUUUAUAUUUUUUAAAUAUGUUCACUUAUUGUGUUUUAAAUUUAUAUUGUAUAUUUGUGUUACAACAUAUGUUUAUUAUUUGCUCAUACUAGUACUUAGAAUAUAUCUGUGAUUGAGGCUGUAGCUAUACAGGAUGAUUUACACAACACUGGUUUUAGGUAUAGAACAAUUAUUUAAGUACUUGUCCAGCUAUAUGCUAAUAAAACCAACAUGCUAUGUCAAGCAUUCUGUUUAAUUUCAGCAAUCCAGCAUAAGUUAAGAUGGCUGGUAAUAUCGAUUAUAAAAUGUUAAGUUUUAGUAUUUGAAUGUAUUGUAUUUUUAUUCCAAUAAAGGUAAUAUUAUAAACCAUUUUA